AUGCCUAUGUUGUUCAAUCAGGGUGUACUUGCAAAUGGUCAAGAAAUAGCAGUGAAGAGGCUAUCAAGAAGUUCUAAACAAGGUGCGGAACAAUUCAAGAAUGAGGUUGUAUUGGUGGCCAAACUUCAGCACCGGAAUCUCGUGAGGCUGUUGGGAUUUUGCGCGGAAGGAGAAGAGAGGAUGCUCCUCUAUGAAUUUGUGCCCAACAAAAGCCUGGACUACUUCCUAUUUGAUCCUGAAAAGCAAAAACAUUUGGAUUGGCCAAGACGUCUCAAGAUAAUCAAAGGAAUUGCUCGGGGGCUUUUGUAUCUUCAUACAGAUUCAAGGCUCAAGAUUGUGCAUCGUGAUCUCAAACCUAGCAAUAUCUUAUUGGAUGAGGAUAUGAAUCCCAAAAUAUCAGAUUUUGGCAUGGCAAGAAUUGUUGAAGAAAAUCAAAACCUUGAAGAAACCAAGAAGAUUGUUGAAUACGCACUGCAUGGACUAUUCUCUUUCAAAUCCGAUGUGUAUAGCUUCGGUGUAUUGACACUGGAAAUCGUACAUGGCAAAACAAACACUAGUUUCUUUAACUCUGAAUGUGCGGAGAACCUUCUCAGCCAUGGGACGCCGCUGGAGACGAUGGAUCCAACCUUAAAAGAUUCUUACGUGAGUGAUGAAGUAAUUAGGUGCAUUCAGGUUGGCUUGCUAUGUGUCCAACAAAACCCAAAUGCGAGGCCAGUGAUGGCAAAGAUUGUUCCUAUGCUUAGCAGCUCCGCCGUUUCUGUACCACCACCACAACAACCAGCAUUCUUUUUUGGUCCAAAGACAGCAGGAAGCACCUCGAUUGUGGAGCUGGAGUUUGAUCAAUCAACAAGCAAGUCAAAAUGCUCAUCAAUAAAUGAAGCAUCCAUCACUGAAUUUUACCCUCGAUAA
Theobroma umbraticum is the source of this 909-nucleotide messenger RNA. Lineage: Eukaryota; Viridiplantae; Streptophyta; Magnoliopsida; Malvales; Malvaceae. The record is from RefSeq and is a predicted model, not a curated record.